AUGAUUCGUGCUUCAACCCCCGUAGCAGUCCUUUUAACCAUAGCCUUUGGGCUGCUACUGGUCGCAACUCUAUCCACUCCAGUAAUCAAAUCUAUUGUGCUCGGAUCGGUGGACGAUGUUACAUUUGGUGUGUUGGGCUACUGCACCAAGACAGGGUGUACUUUGGAUAUUGAGUAUGAUGCUGCAAGCAUCACAACGACGUCCGAUUUCUCGAUUUCGCAGUCGAUACGAUCAGCCGUGUCCAAACUUCUGAUCGUCCACCCUGUGGCUGCCCUCGCCACUCUGAUCUAUGCCGUCCUUGCUGUCGUCUCCCACCUACAUUCCCCCUCCCACUCCUCGAGAUAUCUACUCCUCAUGUUUAUCUAUGGCCUGGUCUCGUUCCUUGUUUGUCUUCUGGCCUUCUUGACCGACAUCAUCCUGUUCAACCCCAAUGUCGCCGCCGGCACGUGGAUUGUGCUGGCAGCGACGGUGUUGACGUUAAUCGCCGCAAUUUUCUCCUUUGCCAUGAUGAAGAGCCUGGCCGGGCGGAAAGCUCGACAGAGGAACAUACAACAAAACGCAGAAAUGAGCGGCGAAAAUUACUACAACCGCCAAAGAACCCUCGCAGGUCCUUCCGAGACCCAGCCCACCGUCCCCUCGAUCUCCAACACGCAGACAGCGACCAUGGGUGCAGGGCUGGCCACCUCAUUCGAUAAGGAGACGUCGGAAGACAGUAUCCCCCUCACCCAACGGUCGCCGACAGAGAGAUCCCCGAAUGUCGGCCCAGUGGAACUACGCAGCUCCGAAGCAGCCUACAGUGGCCCCGUCGGACCUCGUAGACAGCCCCUGCGCGAUCCCUACGGCAAUCCUAUCAACGGUCCUCCAGGCAUG
Cryphonectria parasitica EP155 is the source of this 870-nucleotide messenger RNA. Its product is annotated as pali-domain-containing protein. The transcript has 2 exons. Lineage: Eukaryota; Fungi; Ascomycota; Sordariomycetes; Diaporthales; Cryphonectriaceae. The annotation marks the transcript as partial. Gene Ontology annotation, cellular component: cell division site; growing cell tip; plasma membrane. The record is from RefSeq and is a predicted model, not a curated record.